GUUCACAAAGAAUGGUUGAUUGAUAUGUCUGGUGAUGUGGAUGAAGAGGGUUGGGAAUAUGCUCCCGAUUUCCAUUGUUCUUGCUGGCACGGUUGCUAUAAACCACUCCGUUCAUUUGUUCGUCGAAGACGUUGGAUACGUUUGCGUCGUCGAAAGGGUAGAGGG
This is a messenger RNA of Dentiscutata heterogama, 165 nucleotides long. The record is from the annotation of a GenBank genome assembly. Lineage: Eukaryota; Fungi; Glomeromycota; Glomeromycetes; Diversisporales; Gigasporaceae.